CCUUUUAGGCGCGGGGCUCAGCCUGCUGGAAGGGGGUUACCCUGGCCACUACCCUUGCCCCCUUGCGUGGGUAUCCCGGGCUUUUCCCAGAGGCCUCCUGGGAGGGGAAAACCGGUGACUCCGAGAGUGGACGCGGGACCCGGGUUGGGGGUGGGGGCCACCCGGAAUCUCCCGGCCUCACCCUCUCCUGGCCUCCCCACUGCAAGUUUCGCUGCCUCAAUUCUGCCUCCAGGCAAGCCGAGGCAUGGCGGGCGGUGCACAGGCUGUGAGCCUCUGCGUAGCGUCCCCAACCGAGCGAGGAUAACCUGUAUCAGCGUGCAUUUGAUGCCUCCCGUUCCCCCAGCGUGGCUGAGUCUGUGACUCCUUGUGAGUCUGUAUUUGCGCCUGGCUUCCUGUGUGCAACUGAAGCCGUCUGGGAUGCAUUUGUUUCUGCCAUGUCCGAAUAAGUCCGUUUCCCUUUCCAGGCCGGUGUAGUUGUAAUUCCCCGGUUUCCUCAUCGGAGUCCUGCUAUUGUGUAACUGUUUCUGCGUGGAUGUGUUUGUGUGGGAACAUGAAAACCUUUGUGCCUGCUUCUAUGUGAGCUUUGGGGCUGGAGGCCCAUGGAGCCGGGGCUGCUGCGGCCAGCGCCUGUGAGCGAGGUCAUCGUCCUGCAUUACAACUACACCGGCAAGCUCCGAGGUGCGCGCUACCAGCCAGGUGCGGGGCUGCGCGCCGACGCCGUGGUGUGCCUGGCCGUGUGCGCGCUCAUCGUGCUCGAGAACUUAGCAGUGCUGGUCGUGCUCGGACGCCACCCACGCUUCCAUGCGCCCAUGUUCCUGCUCCUGGGCAGCCUCACGCUGUCGGAUCUGUUGGCCGGCGCCGCCUAUGCAGCCAACAUCCUGCUGUCAGGGCCGCUCACACUGCGCCUGUCGCCCGCGCUCUGGUUCGUGCGUGAGGGAGGCGUUUUCGUGGCGCUCGCCGCAUCGGUGCUGAGCCUCUUGGCCAUAGCGCUCGAGCGCCUCCUCACCAUGGAGCGCCGAGGACCCGCGCCCGCCGCGCGUCGGGGGCGCACGCUGGCGCUGGCCGCCGGCGCCUGGGGCGUGUCGCUGCUCCUCGGGCUACUGCCGGCACUAGGCUGGAAUUGCCUGGGGCGUCUGGAAGCCUGCUCCACGGUCCUGCCACUCUAUGCCAAGGCCUACGUGCUCUUCUGCGUGCUCGCUUUCGUGGGCAUCCUGGCCGCCAUCUGUGGACUCUAUGCACGCAUCUACUGCCAGGUGCGUGCCAAAGCACAGCGCCUGCGGGCGCGCCCUGGGGCUGGAGAGGGCACCUCCACCCGGGCGCGCGGGACGCCGCGCUCGUUGGCGCUGUUGCGCACGCUCAGCGUGGUGCUCGUGGCCUUCGUGGCAUGUUGGGGCCCUCUCUUCUUGCUGCUCUUGCUGGACGUGGCGUGCCCCGCGCGCGCCUGCCCCGUGCUCCUGCAGGCAGACCCCUUUCUGGGUCUGGCCAUGGCCAACUCACUUCUGAACCCCAUCAUCUACACAUUCACCAACCGCGACCUCCGCCACGCACUCCUGCGCCUCAUCUGCUGCGGCCGCCGCCCCUGCUGGGGAGGCUCUGGCACCUCCCGGAGCCCGGGGAGCACCCUUGGGGCUUCUGGCGGCCUGCACUGCUGGCUACCUCCCGGCAUGGACCGCAGCUCUAGCCGCUCCGAGCGCUCGUCGCCCCAGCGGGACGGACUGGACACUAGCGGCUCCACCGGCAGCCCUGCCGCGCCCAUAGCGGCCCAGACCCUGGUACCCCCGCCCGCUGCAGACUGACGCCCUUUGGCCAGCCGUUGCCCUCACUAAGAGCUCUUUUGCCGACUUCCUUCCUUCCCUUCCCUCUUUCUCUCUUUUUCAUUUUUGGCCUCCCCGCGGCAUAUGGAGCUUCCAGGCCAGGGAUCAGAUUUGAGUCGCAGUUGUGACCUAAGUCACAGCUGUGGCAACGCUGGAUCCUGAACCCACUGUGCCAGGCCGCGGGUCGAACAUGUGUCCCAGCACUCCCAGGAGGCUGCCGAUUCCGUCGCGCCACAGCGGGAACUCCUCGACUUUCUUUUUAAAUUAAGGAAUUUAUGGGAAAAGCCGCUGAAGAUGGUGGAGGCAGAAAAGAUGGAAGAAGAUGUAUUUUAUUGACACUAAACCUCGAAGCAGUGAAGAAAACAGACAAAAAUCCUUGCCUUGUGGAAUUGAUAUUCUGGUGGUGGACAUAGACAAUAACGGAGUGAAAAGGUACGGAGAUAAUUCCACGGACAAUAUAGUGAUGCAGUGGUGGUCAGGGAAUGCCUCUCUACAGAGGUGGCAACAGGUGUUAUGACUUGAGAUGGUCACUGUCCUGGGAAUUUCUGAAGGAUGAGCACUUCAGGGUAGGGUUAACAACAGGUGCAAAGGGUCUGAGGCUAGAAUAUGUGUGUUCUCUGAAAAGUAAGGAUCCCAGUGUGGCUGGAGCUAGGAUGGAGAGGGAGAGUGGGAGGAAACAGAGGCAGGGAAAUAAUGGGGCAGAUUUUGCAGGGCCUUAUGGGACAGGGGGAUUUUCUUUUGCUCUGAGUGAAGUGAGAUUCAUGGAAGGUUCCAGGCAGAGGAGAGACUGAAUUUGGUCCAGAUGUUUACAAAUGCCUCUGGUCUUUGUGGGGUGGGGGGCAAAGCUAGGAGAACAAGGUGCCCUGGACUGACCUAGGUGAGUGAUGAUAAGGCCUCAGACCAUGUGGAUUCUUGAUAGAUUUGGGAAGUAUUGGACCAAGUUACUGAGGCAUUGGUGUGAGAAAGGAGUCAAGGACAGCUCUUCACUUUAGAGGAGAGCCCAAAGACAGGGCACCCCAAAAUCGACUCUGGGAGACUCUGGGAGACCAAUCCAUCUGAAACAAAAUUUCUUUGAAUGUGGUGUCCUACAUAAAAAAUAAAAAUAUAAUCGGA
Phacochoerus africanus (Common warthog) is the source of this 2927-nucleotide messenger RNA. RefSeq names its product sphingosine-1-phosphate receptor 5 (gene S1PR5). Gene Ontology annotation, molecular function: sphingosine-1-phosphate receptor activity. The transcript is spliced from 2 exons. The record is from RefSeq and is a predicted model, not a curated record. The coding region runs from base 600 to 1796 and encodes 398 amino acids. Gene Ontology annotation, biological process: G protein-coupled receptor signaling pathway. Lineage: Eukaryota; Metazoa; Chordata; Mammalia; Artiodactyla; Suidae. Gene Ontology annotation, cellular component: membrane.